UGACAUAUGAGUGAGGAACAGUGAUACCGUUAUCUUUAUCUGAUCGCCAUAUGAAAUAUAUGUUAUGUCGACAUAUGAUGUCUACAUUCGGAAUUAUACAGCAUAUUACAUUCGUCCUUGUGGCGUUUGUCGGCGUAUGUGUGGCACCACACCAAACUCCAUUCAGAUGUUUCAAACACGUUUGUGACCAUGGUGAUGUGUGUAUGAUACGUAUAUUUAACUCGGACACUAAAGGAGACUGCAACAGAAUGCAUAUGCCGCAUCAUGCUCCGGGAUUACAACUAUGCCCACAAAUACUGCUUCAAGAUCCCCAUCAAGGCAAUGCAGACUUAAGUUGUUUUUGUGACAAUGAGAAAUGCAUGCUUGAAUUAACUGGACUCUUAUUUUUUCGUGCAUUGGCAAAUGGAAGUGGUUCGACCCCAAGUAGUCAUGUACUUAAUUGCUUGGGAACUCGUUGUUCUAUUGGCGAGAUUUGUUACGUUGAAGACGCAGGAGGCAGUCCAAUAGGGAGAUGCAUGGAAGAUCCAACAAAACGGGGUACAAAGGUGACAUUUGGAUGCUCUUCACAUACGCUACCCUGUUACUGCAAACAAGAUGGAUGUAUUGCCACGGCCAAAACAAUCAAACCUACAACUACUAUCAGUACUACAUCAGUUAAAAGUACGACAGUCCAGUCUUCAGUGAAGACAACUGAGAACCCAUUAUGUGUAGACAAUGAUAACAGAUGCGCUCUAUAUAAAGACAGCCUUUGUCAUGCUACUGCACAUACAUAUGUUGUCGCUACAUGUGCCAAGACAUGUAACAAAUGUGAUGAAUAUAUAGCAACAUUGAAAACAAAGACAAUAACCACACAUCGACCACUUCUAAACUCACAAUCCACCUCAUCAGUAACCACUUCAAAUCCGAGUACAGCGAGACAGACUAAAUGUCAUACAUGUGGAAACAUUGAUAGCCUUACCCCUUGCUCUACAGAUGAAGUCUAUCGUAAUUUGACUACAUUGUGUCAGACAGGUCAAGAUUUUUGCAUGACAGAUGUCUUAACUGACAAUUUUGGCAAAGAACACAUUUUCAAAGGAUGUGUAACAGAGCAAACAUGCCAUGCAAAAUGGACCAAUAAUUCUGCCAAGCUAGAUUAUUGUACACAAUACGGAACGGUUAACAAUCACAAUGUUCAUGAAUGCCAUUUUUGUUGCCAUGGCGACGGAUGUAAUUCAAACAUCAAACCAUCGACGUUAUCUCUUGUAAAACCUAAGUUAGCAUCUUUAUUCGUCGGAAAAUAAAUGAUGAUCAAUUAUUUUA
This is a messenger RNA of Mytilus trossulus (common blue mussel), 1299 nucleotides long. RefSeq lists its product as uncharacterized. NCBI's taxonomy places the organism in Eukaryota, Metazoa, Mollusca, Bivalvia, Mytilida, Mytilidae. The transcript is spliced from 10 exons. The record is from RefSeq and is a predicted model, not a curated record. Bases 51 to 1280 code for a protein of 409 amino acids.